Messenger RNA from Gopherus evgoodei (Goodes thornscrub tortoise), 6137 nucleotides. RefSeq names its product otoferlin (gene OTOF). Gene Ontology annotation, biological process: plasma membrane organization; synaptic vesicle priming. Gene Ontology annotation, molecular function: AP-2 adaptor complex binding; calcium ion binding. Gene Ontology annotation, cellular component: presynaptic active zone membrane; synaptic vesicle membrane. The record is from RefSeq and is a predicted model, not a curated record. Lineage: Eukaryota; Metazoa; Chordata; Testudines; Testudinidae.
GGCUCUCCAGGGCGCACCAUGGCGCUGCUCGUGCGCCUCAAGGCGGUGACCGGGCUGCGGGGCAAGGGGGACCGGCUCGCCAAGGCGGCCUUCAGAGGUCUCUCCUUCUACACCCGAGUACUUGAAAACUGCGAGGAGGAGGCCAGGUUUGAUGAGACCUUCCGGUGGCCGAUCGCCAGCAAUAUCGAUGGCAACGAGAUGCUGGAGAUCCAGGUGUUCAGCUACAGCAAAGUCUUCACCAACAGACUCAUCGGCACGUUCCGGAUGGUGCUGCAGAAGGUGGUGGAGGAAGGCCAGCUGGAGGUGACGGACACGUUAAUAGACGACAAUAACUCUGCCAUUCAGACCAGCGUCUCCAUAGAGAUCAGGUACCAGGCCAUGGAUGGCACCGUGGGCACCUGGAAUGAUGGGGAAUUUCUGGAGACUCCCAACUCCCAGUCGGAGGGCGAAGGCCCCUUGGAGACCGAAAGCCUGCUCCCUGGGCACCGGCAGGGCUCUGCGGUGUCUUCUGGCAAAUCCAACCCCAGCCUGAAACCGGCAGAGAGGAACUUCAGGAGAGCUGGGAAAGGAGUCUUUUCAGCCAUGAAGCUAGGCAAGAUACGGCCCCCAAAGGAGGACCCUCGCCGAAAGCAAGAUGAACCUGCCAUUCUGGAGACAGAAGACCUGGACCGGAAAGCCAUGCGGCUUGGAGGAGGCCUCGACCCAGACACCAUUUCUCUGGCUUCGGUCACAGCUGUUACCACCAACGUCUCGAAUAAGAGGUCAAAGCCUGACAUUAAAAUGGAGCCCAGUGCUGGCCGGCCAAUGGAUUACCAAGUGAGCAUCACAGUCAUCGAGGCCCGGCAGCUGGUAGGCCUGAACAUGGACCCCGUGGUGUGCGUGGAGGUGGGGGAAGAGAAGAAAUACACAUCCAUGAAGGAGUCAACCAACUGCCCCUACUACAACGAGUACUUCGUCUUUGAUUUCCACGUGCCCCCAGACGUCAUGUUCGACAAAAUCAUCAAACUGUCGGUCAUCCACUCUAAGAACCUCUUGCGCAGUGGGACCUUGGUGGGCUCCUUCAAAAUGGAUGUUGGAACUGUUUACAUGCAGCCUGAGCACCAGUUCUACCACAAAUGGGCCAUCCUAUCUGACCCCGAGGACAUCACGGCUGGCUUGAAAGGGUACCUGAAGUGUGACGUCGCUGGUGGGAAAGGGGACAACAUAAAGACACCACACAAAGCCAAUGAGACAGAUGAGGACGACAUCGAGGGGAACCUGCUUCUUCCAGAUGGCGUCCCUCCAGAGCGGCAAUGGGCCCGUUUCUACAUCAAGAUUUACCGUGCGGAGGGGCUGCCCCGCAUGAACACCAGCCUUAUGGCCAACGUGAAGAAGGCACUCAUCGGGGAGAACAAGGAUCUGGUGGACCCCUACGUCCAGGUGCUCUUUGCAGGGCAGAAGGGGAAAACGUCAGUGCAGAAAAGCAGCUAUGAGCCCCUGUGGAACGAGCAGGUCAUCUUCACGGAGAUGUUCCCCCCUCUGUGCAAGCGGCUCAAAGUCCAGAUCCGGGACUCAGACAAGGUCAACGACAUGGCCAUCGGCACCCACUUCAUCGACCUGCGCAAGAUCUCCAACGAAGGGGACAAAGGCUUCCUGCCCACCUUCGGCCCAGCCUGGGUGAACAUGUAUGGCUCCACCCGGAAUUACACCCUGAUGGACGAGCACCAGGACCUGAACGAAGGCCUGGGUGAGGGUGUAUCCUUCCGCGCCCGGCUCCUCCUCAGCCUCGCUGUGGAGAUCCUGGACACCAGCAACCCGGAGAUCACCAGCUCCACCGAGGUGCAAGUGGAGCAGACCACGCCGGUCGCAGACAACUGCACUGGCAAAAUGGAAGAGUUCUUUCUCUUUGGAGCCUUCCUGGAAGCAACCAUGAUUGACAGGAAGAUUGGGGACAAACCCAUCAACUUUGAGGUCACAAUAGGCAACUACGGGAACCAGAUCGACGGCAUGGCCAAGCCCAGCCUGAAGAAGAAGAAGGAGAGUGGGGACGGUGAGCAGGAGGACUCCGAGCUGCUCCAGCACUCCAGCGAGGAUGAGGCCGAUGACGACGGGGAGCUGGUCUUCGUCUCCUCGACUCAGCCAAUGAAGCCCCUGAUCACUGACAGGAACUACUUCCACUUGCCUUACUUCGAGAAGAAGCCCUGCAUCUACAUCAAGAGCUGGUGGCAGGACCAGAGGCGGAGGCUCUACAACGCCAACAUCAUGGACAAGAUUGCAGACAAGCUGGAGGAGGGGCUCAACGACGUGCAGGAGAUGAUCAAGACCGAGAAGCCGCACCCUGAGCGCCGGCUCCGAGGGGUCCUGGAGGAGCUGAGCAGCGGAUGCUUCCGCUUUGUGACCCUCACCAACAAAGAUCAGAGCCUCUCUGCCCGGACCCGACUGGACCGAGAGCGGCUCAAAUCCUGCAUGCGGGAGUUGGAGAACAUGGGCCAGCAAGCCAAGACCCUGCGGUCGCAGGUGAAGAAAAACACGAUGCGGGACAAGCUGAAGCUGGUGCAGAACUUCCUGCAGAAGCUCCGCUUCCUGGCAGAUGAGCCACAGCACAGCAUCCCCGACAUCUUCAUCUGGAUGAUGAGCAAUGGCAAGCGCAUCGCCUACGCCCGCAUCCCCUCCAAGGACAUCCUGUACUCCAUCGUGGACGAGGAGACCGGCAAGGACUGCACCAAAGUGAAGACGGUCUUCCUGAGGCUGCCCGGGAAGAGGGGCUUCGGGCCGGCCGGCUGGACGGUGCAGGCCAAGAUGGAGAUCUACCUGUGGCUGGGCCUCACCAAGCAGCGCAAGGACUUCCUGAGCGGCCUGCCCUGCGGCUUCGAGGAGAAGAAAGCCAGCCAGGGCCUCGGCCUCCAGGCCUUCCCGCCCAUCAGCCUCCUCUACACGAAGAAGCAGGUGUUCCAGCUCCGAGCCCACAUGUACCAGGCCAGGAGCUUGUUCGCCGCAGACAGCAGCGGCCUCUCUGAUCCCUUUGCCCGGGUUUUCUUCAUCACCCAGGGCCAGUGCACAGAGGUGCUCAACGAGACGCUGUGCCCGACCUGGGACCAGCUGCUGGUCUUCGACAAUGUGGAGCUCUACGGGGAAGCCCACGAGAUGCGGGACGACCCCCCCAUUAUCGUCAUUGAGAUCUACGACCAGGACACGGUGGGCAAGGCGGACUUCAUGGGCCGCACCUUUGCCAAGCCGGUGGUGAAGAUGUCGGACGAGGACUACGGCCCCCCGCGCUUCCCGCCCCAGCUGGAGUACUACCAGAUCUACCGGGGCAACUCCACAGCCGGGGACCUGCUGGCGGCCUUCGAGCUGCUCCAGAUCGGCCCGGCUGGCAAGUCGGACCUGCCUCUGAUCGAUGGGCCGACGGACACGGAGCAGGGUCCCAUCCUGCCAGUGCCCCUGGGGAUCCGACCUGUGCUGAGUAAAUACAGAGUGGAGAUCCUGUUCUGGGGCCUGCGGGACCUGAAGCGGGUGAACCUGGCCCAGGUGGACCGGCCCCGGGUGGACAUCGAGUGCGCCGGCAAGGGCGUCCAGUCGGCCCUGAUCCAGAACUACAAGAAAAACCCCAACUUCAGCACCCUGGUCAAGUGGUUUGAAGUGGACCUCCCGGAGAACGAGCUGCUCCACCCACCCCUGAACAUCCGGGUGGUGGACUGCCGGGCCUUUGGCCGGUACACACUGGUGGGCUCCCACGCCGUCAGCUCCCUGCGGAGGUUCAUCCACCGGCCUCCGGACAAGAAAUCCCAGCACUGGAACACUGCAGCUAAACUUCUCAAUGGCUGUUUGGCCCUGGCCAACGGAGGCCCAUGCUAUCAUCCCCCAGGUGAAAUUGUCAUCAACAUGGAACCAGAGGUGCCCAUCAAGAAGAUGGAGACCAUGGUGAAGCUGGAGGCUAACUCGGACGCAGUGGUGAAGGUUGACAUGUCAGAAGAGGAGAAGGAAAAGAAAAAGAAGAAGAAGAAAGGAGGGGGAGAGGAGAUUGAGGAGGAGGAGCCAGAUGAAAGCAUGCUGGACUGGUGGUCCAAGUACUUUGCUUCCAUUGAGACUAUGAAGGAGCAACUCCGGCAGCAGGAAGCGGCCGCAGCAGAAGCCGAGGAGAAGGAGGAACUGGAGAUAGCAGAGGGCUCUAAGGGCCAGGCAAAGACCAAGGAGAAAGUCAAGGUGCCCAAAGAGGACAAGAAGAAGAAGCAACAACAGCCACCUGAGGCCCCUGAGAAGAAGAGCAAACAGAAGAUUGACGAACUGAAGGUCUACAACAAAGAACUGGAAAUGGAGUUCGACAGCUUUGAAGACUGGCUGCACACGUUCAGCCUCUUCCGGGGCAAGAUCGGGGACAACGACGACACCACGACGGAGGAAGAGCGGAUAGUGGGCCGGUUUAAGGGUUCCAUGUGUGUUUACAAAGUGCUGCUUCCCGACGACAUCACCAAGGAGGCAGGAUACGACCCCAACUUCGGCAUGUUCCAGGGCAUUCCAAGCAAUGACCCCAUCAACGUGCUGGUCCGAGUGUACAUCGUGAGGGCCACCGACCUGCACCCAGCCGACAUCAAUGGGAAAGCCGAUCCCUAUAUCGCCAUCAAGCUGGGCAAGACAGACAUCAAAGACAAGGAGAACUACAUCUCCAAGCAGCUCAACCCCAUUUUCGGGAAGUCGUUCGACAUUGAGGCCACCUUCCCCAUGGAGUCCAUGCUGACGGUGGCCGUGUACGACUGGGACCUGGUGGGUUCUGACGACCUGAUCGGGGAGACCAAGAUCGACCUGGAGAACCGAUACUACAGCAAGCACCGGGCCACCUGCGGCAUCUCACAGACCUACUCCACCCACGGCUACAACAUGUGGCGGGACCCCGGGAAGCCCACGCAGAUCCUCGCCAAGCUGUGCAGAGAAGGCAAGGUGGACGGGCCCCACUACGGCCCCGGAGGGCGGGUGAAAGUCGCCAACCGGGUCUUCACCGGCCCCAGGGAGAUGGAGGAUGAAAACGGUCAGAAGAAGCAGACGGACGAGCACCUGGCCCUAGCGGUGCUGCGCCAGUGGGAGGAGAUCCCUCGGGUGGGCUGCAAGCUCGUCCCGGAGCAUGUGGAGACGCGGCCGCUGCUGAAUCCCGACAAGCCCGGCAUCGAACAGGGCCGGCUGGAGAUGUGGGUGGACAUGUUCCCCAUGGAUAUGCCAGCACCUGGCCCUGCCAUCGACAUCUCUCCCAGGAAGCCGAAGAGAUAUGAGCUUAGAGUGAUAGUGUGGAACACAGAUGAGGUAAUCCUGGAGGACGAUGAUUUCUUCACUGGGGAGAAAUCCAGUGACAUUUUUGUCAGGGGGUGGCUGAAGGGCCAGCAAGAGGACAAGCAGGACACGGACGUGCACUACCACUCGCUCACGGGCGAGGGCAACUUCAACUGGCGCUACCUCUUCCCCUUCGACUACCUGAUGGCGGAGGAGAAGAUCGUCAUCUCCAAGAAGGCGUCCAUGUUCUCCUGGGACGAGACCGAGUACAAGAUCCCGGCUCGCCUCACCCUGCAAGUCUGGGACGCCGACCACUUCUCUGCUGAUGACUUCCUGGGGGCCAUCGAGCUGGACCUGAACCGCUUCCCACGUGGUGCCAAGACGGCGAAGCAGUGCAGCAUGGACAUGGUGACCAACGAGGGUGACCUGCCCCUGGUCUCCAUCUUCAAGCAGAAGAGGGUGAAGGGCUGGUGGCCCUUUGUGGCCAGGAACGAGAACGACGAGCUGGAACUCACGGGCAAGGUGGAGGCUGAGCUGCACCUGCUGACAGCGGAGGAAGCGGAGAAAUCCCCUGCAGGGCUGGCCCGCAAUGAGCCCGACCCACUGGAGAAACCCAACCGCCCCGACACCAGCUUCAUCUGGUUCCUGAACCCCCUGAAGUCCAUCCGUUACUUCAUCUGGCACACGUACCGCUGGCUCCUCCUGAAACUCCUCCUCCUCCUCCUCGUGCUCCUCCUGGUCGGCCUCUUCUUCUACUCCAUGCCGGGCUACCUGGUCAAGAAGCUGCUGGGGGCCUGAGGCACCAUCCCUUUGUCCAUGUCGCCCCGACACCUCCUUCAUCUGGUUCCUGAACCCGCUCAAGUCCAUCAAGUACCUCAUCUGUACCCGCUACAAGUGGC